Messenger RNA from Zingiber officinale, 2237 nucleotides. Its product is annotated as ribosomal RNA processing protein 1 homolog. The record is from RefSeq and is a predicted model, not a curated record. Gene Ontology annotation, biological process: rRNA processing. Bases 122 to 1774 code for a protein of 550 amino acids. The transcript is spliced from 2 exons. Gene Ontology annotation, cellular component: preribosome, large subunit precursor; preribosome, small subunit precursor; nucleus. NCBI's taxonomy places the organism in Eukaryota, Viridiplantae, Streptophyta, Magnoliopsida, Zingiberales, Zingiberaceae.
CUUUCGUAGCUUUCUCGCCUCCUCUGGUCUCUUCUCUUAAUAUGCCCUGAUUUAGGGCUUCAAGCCAAGGGGCUUUUCAAGGCCAUCUCGUAAAGAUCCGUUACUUGUGGUGGCGGCGCCAAUGGACGCCCUCCUUACCGGCGCCAUCAUCGCGAAACGUCUUGCGUCUUGCAACAGAGUCGCUCGGGAACGCGCCGUCCGCGCCUUCUCUUCCUGGAUCUGCCGCCAACCUAACGACGCCGUCACGGAUGCCGACCUGAUCAAAGUCUGGAAGGGUCUCUUCUACUGCUUCUGGCACGCAGACAAGCUUCCCGUCCAGGCCGAACUCGCCGGCCGCCUCGCCGCUCUUGUUGAAACCCUGCCUCCGCCCCUUGCCUUCAGAUACUUCGAGGCCUUCCUCGUUACCAUCCGACGGGAGUGGGGUGGCAUCGAUUUCCUACGCCUUGACAAGUUCUACCUUCUUAUUAGGAAGUUCCUACGGCAUGCUUUCUUGCUGCUGAGGAAGAAAGGAUGGGAUCCCGACCUCGUCAGCCGGAUGAUGGGAAUAUUAUUGGAAAAAUCGCUUCUUGCAGGCGACAAUUACUUAGCCAAUGGGGUCAAGUACCAUCUAUCGGAGGCCUUCUUGGACGAGACGAAUGAUCUCCUUCCUCUUCUUGUGGACACACUAGACUUGGUGCUGAAGCCCUUUAUUUUAGUGUUGGAAAAAUCUGCGGAUAGGAUACUUGUGAAUAAGAUAAAGAUAAACAUGUUUGAUCGGUUCCUUGAGAACGGCAGGAAGUUGCUGAAUCUGAUGAAAGCUGGAAGUCAGGUGGAGUUGAACACUGAAGAGGAGAAACUUGGAAAGAUUACUUUGUCGCUAGCACUUUCGAAGAUGUUCUUUGAUGCAGCUUCAGCUUUGGAAACUCUACAAGCAAAUCGGAAAAUUUUGUUUAAUUUGCAUGAAGGUUUUCUUAAGUUGGAGAACGAUUUAGAAAAAUCUGGAGUGCAUAUCUCAGCCGAGUUCUUGGAUAAUGGGUGCUCACAGGAUGUGAGUGGUACCGUGGUUAUAGAAAGCAUUGAGCAGGCUGAAAUUAAGAAUGAAGGUAUUGAAGGUAACCCAGAUGACAAACAAAUUAAGAAGAGGAAGAAACCAAGGGCAUCUUCAGAUGCUGAUCAGAGGAAAAAGAAAAAGACUGAUAAAAUGAAAUCUUUAGAUUCUGUUUCGGAGAGUUAUGUUGUUGAACCAAGUAGUGAGGUCGAUGUAGUUAAUGCUGGGAUUCAGAAUGGGGAUAUGAUGGAAACCCAUGAAACGAUUGAUUUUAAUGAGUCUGUAAUUUCAAACCUGCAGAGACAAUUUGAGAAGGCUGCUGCUGAAGCCAGCAUCCUUAAUGGAAGCGAUCAAAUGAGUGCUUCACCAACCACACCGAUAGCUAAGAUUGCUGUAAAGAAGAGAAGAACAAAGGCUAUAUCUGCAGGAGCCAAUGAAAAUGGAAGCAGUCCUAACUCUGGGAGUAUUACGGGAAAAAGUGGUAAGAAGGUGAGGUUUUCGAUGAAGAGUAACUUGGUCUGGAAGCCAAAUAGCCCUCUGCCUCCACAGAGUUUGAGAUUACCUCCAUCUGUUACUCCAAAAGGUAGUGCUCUUAAGAAGGGCGUUCCUCCAGGACCUAUCAAGGAAACAUCUUCUAAAGUUAAGAAAAUGAAGGCGAAAACAAGCUCGGUAAAGAAGAUCAGGAUUGCUGUUAAGAGUCCUUCAGCCAUCAAGCGCCUUAGAAAGCUGCAAAGUCGCUCUGUGUAGAUUGGCCUGAUUUUGUUGUUUAUGGUUCCAUGCUUUGGAUUUGGCUCUAGACUGGAUCCAACUAGAAGUGAUAUCUUGUUGGUGCUCAUGCUGACGCUGUACAAUAUAACCUUGCAUUUGUGGCUGUUAGCAAAUCACUUGUAUGAACUCCCAAGCACCCCCUGAUCAGUUGCAAAAACACUGUUUUUUAAGAGAAAAGUAUUCAUUUACUUAACCGUCCUAGGAACCAUGAUUCAGCCUAUAUGGAUCCUGUUUCACAUUGGUCAAUUAAGGUGAUCUUUCAGAUGUAAAAAAUCAACUUUGAGCGUUAUUUAUUUGACAGUAUGUUUUCAACUUGACUCGUCCCUUGUAACAUUGGUAAUUUUAAUUGCUGGAUGUUUUUAGACAUCGGCAAUGCGAUUAAGCUAAAGUACAACUGAAUCAUUCAUAAGAAUAAUUAUUUUUGUACCUAAAGCUUAUAGAU